AUGGCACGUCGGUUCUUGUCCCACCUGCUAGGAGUCUGGCUGCUGCUGAGCCAGCUUCCCAGGGGGCUCCCAGCCCAGGAGAUGGACGAGAAUCUUAAGCUAUGCGGCCGCAGAUUAGUCCGUGAAUGGAUUGCCGUGUGCGGUAUGGUCAGGAGUACCGCUCUGAGCGAGGAAGAGCCACAGAUUCCCUCCCGAUCCCCUACAGAAAUUGUGCCAUCACCCAUCAACGAAGAUGCAGAAACCUUAAAUAUGAUGUCGGAAUCCAUUCCUAAUUUGCCACAGGAGCUGAAGGCAACACUGUCUGAGAUGCAGCCAUCGUUGAAGGAGUUACGACUAUCUGUACCUGGCUCAGAGAGUUUACAACUCGCCUUUGAAGAAUAUAAGAAAAUGGUUCAGGCACAAAGUGAAGCAGAAAAAAACCGUCUUUUAAAAUUACAUGAUGUAGGCUUGAGUAACCAUUCCCGUAAAAAGAGACUGCUCCCUCUGUCUUUGAGUGAGGCAUGUUGUCAAAUAGGAUGUACCAGAAGAGCUCUAGCUAGAGCAUGCUCUUUCUAA
Choloepus didactylus (southern two-toed sloth) is the source of this 555-nucleotide messenger RNA. RefSeq names its product prorelaxin-like. Bases 1 to 555 code for a protein of 184 amino acids. The record is from RefSeq and is a predicted model, not a curated record. Gene Ontology annotation, molecular function: hormone activity. The transcript has 2 exons. Lineage: Eukaryota; Metazoa; Chordata; Mammalia; Pilosa; Megalonychidae. Gene Ontology annotation, cellular component: extracellular region.